AUGGCUAAGCUUUUCGUCGGCGGUCUGUCUUGGAACACGGAUGAUAACAUGCUCCGUGCCAAGUUCGAGGAGUUCGGUGCUGUUGAGGAGGCUGUUGUCGUCAAGGACCGUGAUACCGGUCGCAGCCGUGGCUUCGGCUUUGUCCGUUACGCCAACGAUGCCGAUGCCGAGAACGCCAUCGCCAACAUGGAUGGCCAAGAGUUCGAUGGCCGCAGAGUCCGCGUCGAUAAGGCCUCUGACCGCGCCGGCGGUGGCGGUGGUGGUGGCUUCCGUCAGGGUGGCGGUGGCUACGGUGGUGGCCGCGGCGGUUACCAGGGUGGCGGCGGUAGCUACCAGGGCGGCGGUAGCUAUGGCGGCCAGCAGUACGGUGGUGGCCAGGGCGGCUACGGCGGCCAGCAGUCUUACGGCCAGCGUAGCUAUGGCCAGGCUCCCCAGCAGGGCUACCAGGGCGGCCAGCAGCAGGGAUAUGCAGCUCCCUAUGGCUCCGGCUACCCUGCCGACCCUCCCAGCAGGGCCAGCAGUACCCUCCUCAGGGACAGUACUAAGCGGCGAUUCGCGCCAAACCUCGUGCUAGCUUAA
Sordaria macrospora k-hell is the source of this 579-nucleotide messenger RNA. RefSeq lists its product as uncharacterized. The record is from RefSeq and is a predicted model, not a curated record. Gene Ontology annotation, cellular component: spliceosomal complex. Gene Ontology annotation, molecular function: RNA binding. NCBI's taxonomy places the organism in Eukaryota, Fungi, Ascomycota, Sordariomycetes, Sordariales, Sordariaceae. Gene Ontology annotation, biological process: positive regulation of mRNA splicing, via spliceosome.